Messenger RNA from Stereum hirsutum FP-91666 SS1, 819 nucleotides. RefSeq lists its product as uncharacterized. The coding region runs from base 1 to 819 and encodes 272 amino acids. The record is from RefSeq and is a predicted model, not a curated record. The transcript has 3 exons. Lineage: Eukaryota; Fungi; Basidiomycota; Agaricomycetes; Russulales; Stereaceae.
AUGUUCGACUCUAAUCACUUUACACUACAUAUAUUCCCUGAGAGUUUUCGUGCAAAGGUCAUCGACACUAUCGGACGUGCCCAUUUUGCAUGUGUCAUCUCCGACAGCACUGGUAAUACUAGGCUAGCCCGUCGUCUUCUGGUAUCUGAGUUCAUACGUACUGCCAUCGACCUCCCCGACAUUGUACACUUCAUCAACAAACUUGUCAAGGACCUCAUGAAGAUUGCUGAAUUUGCAGAGGACAUCCAUGUCGUCCACCACACAAUCUCGGCCUUCCAUGGCUCGCAUAGCAGCUUCGCAGAGCUCAAGAGCGCUCAUGCUCGUCAUCAAAUAAGUAGGAGCCUUGAAGUCAUUGGUAAAACCCGAUUUGCCACCCUAGUCCUCUCUUCGGUUUCGGUACAAUGCUUGAUUCCAGCAAUAAAGGAUGUGAUUCUCAACAAGCCAGACUCCUUUGACACGAUAUCGGAGUACUACCAGCCACCUCCUUCGAGGAAGACAGCCAAUUUCGAGUUUGGGCUCUCCCAGUUGAUUAGUGUGGGUCUCCCCGCCACGAAGGCUCUGGCAUGCUUGGAAGCUGUCGAGGCAACGCCUGCCGACGUCUAUGUAUUCUGGCACACUAUUGUUCGUGCCACCAAGGAUGCAUUGAACGAUCCACGAAAUGAGUACAACGAUACCAUCAAGCAGAAGGUCAUAGUUAUCUUGAACUCGCGCACAAACAAGCUAUUGGGUGAUGGUGAUAUUGCAACUGGUGCAUAUCUGGCAGCAGCAUAUCUCAACAAGAGUAACAAAUCUUCGUUCUAUUUUAUACAUUUUAUUUGA